Fusarium keratoplasticum is the source of this 936-nucleotide messenger RNA. RefSeq lists its product as uncharacterized. The record is from RefSeq and is a predicted model, not a curated record. Gene Ontology annotation, biological process: fatty acid beta-oxidation. The transcript is spliced from 2 exons. NCBI's taxonomy places the organism in Eukaryota, Fungi, Ascomycota, Sordariomycetes, Hypocreales, Nectriaceae. The coding region runs from base 1 to 936 and encodes 311 amino acids. Gene Ontology annotation, molecular function: enoyl-CoA hydratase activity. Gene Ontology annotation, cellular component: mitochondrion.
AUGUCUCUACAACCGCUCAGAACCAUCACUCCGCCUUUCCAGUGCAUGAGGCGCUUAUAUUCUGCUGCCACCCAUCCUCUCAUUCGUGUUACAAAUCUGCCAGCCCCUGGCACCGGCCACAUUCGUAUCCUCGAGCUGAACCGUCCCGGCGCUCGCAAUGCCAUCUCCAAAGCCCUUCUCGCCGCCCUGAGCAAAGAAGUAGCGGCCAUUCAAAACCAGUAUGGAUCAGAGGGUGAAGAGCUCUAUACUUCGGACAGUCCUGUUAGGGCUCUUAUCCUAGCCAGCGCCAUCGAUUCAUCCUUUUGUGCCGGAGCAGACCUCAAGGAGCGUCGAGGCUUCACACCAGAGGAGACUGUCGCCUUCCUCGCUGAUCUCCGUGGGGCGUUUUCUUCCUUAUCCUCGCUUCCCAUCCCUACUAUCUCUGCAAUCUCAUCCUUUGCUCUCGGUGGCGGGCUAGAACUAGCCCUCUCUACCCAUUUCCGGAUUCUCUCAUCAAACGCCACCGUCAGUCUUCCCGAGAGUCGGCUCGGCAUUAUCCCCGGCGCUGGAGGUACAUUCCGCCUUCCCGCCAUCAUUGGCCUCUCUCGUGCCCGCGAUCUCAUCGUCACGGGACGUCGUGUCGCCGCCCCUGAAGCUUACUUUAUGGGAAUUGCCGACCGUCUUGUUGAGAUUGGAUCCGAAUCUGACGACAGAACUAACGGACUCGACAUUCUCUCCAAGGCCAGAAGGGCUGUGCUAGCUGAGGCCGUCAAUUUGGCAAAAGAAAUCUGCGAGGGAGGGCCGAUUGGCGUCAGAAUGGGCUUGAAGGCUGUUACCUAUGCGAGGAAGCAGGAGGAUGAAAAUGAGAUAUACGAGCAGGUGAUAAACACGGAGGACCGAAAUGAGGCUCUAAGCGCCUUCCAGGAGAAAAGAAAGCCUGUAUUUAGAGGCCGGUAG